Messenger RNA from Cephus cinctus (wheat stem sawfly), 5234 nucleotides. RefSeq names its product hormone receptor 4 (gene Hr4). Gene Ontology annotation, molecular function: sequence-specific DNA binding; DNA-binding transcription factor activity; zinc ion binding. The transcript is spliced from 12 exons. Lineage: Eukaryota; Metazoa; Arthropoda; Insecta; Hymenoptera; Cephidae. The record is from RefSeq and is a predicted model, not a curated record. The coding region runs from base 2218 to 5088 and encodes 956 amino acids. Gene Ontology annotation, biological process: regulation of DNA-templated transcription.
GAGAGGUCAUUGACCCCAGCGGCUCGCUGCCGGCUGCUAGAGUGUUAGCUGCUCCUCGUUCCGCGUUCGUACCUCAUGCGCGCUUUACUCUACCACGGUACCUCUCCUACCGAGGGAAAACUUACUUUCGUAUACGGCACGGGACAUACGGCGUACGGCCUACGGAAUACGGCACACGGCAGACGGUACACGAUACACGAUAUACGGUACACGAUACGGGCUUUGCGCCGCGGUGUUCUCGUGCUUGCCCGUCACUGACGCUUCUUCUCUACUGAUUGCGCGAUGAUAUCAACACAUCGUACGCGUGCGUCAGUCAACUGUCGCGAGUGAGAACUUGUGUCGUCUUCGGCUCCUUCCUGUCGUGCCAUUCACGUUCUGGUCCUUCUCGUCGUCAUCGCCGGAUUCCGCAUGCGAGAACGGCGGAGUACGCGUGUGUCAGUGUGUUGAUCGUCGAUAGAGAGAGAGAGAGAGAGAGAGAGAUAGAGAGAGAGAGAGAGAGAGAGAGAGAUUGACGAAGAGAUAUAUCACGAAAGAAAGAAAGAAAGAAAAGCAAUGAUCGAUAAGGGAAAAUAAAACGGGAUAUAAUAAAGAGUAUAAAAGGAGUGAAUUGUGAAUUUCGUGUGUCCAAGGAAAACUGACGUUACGAACGAUCUUGGAGAGACCGAAGCGCACGGAUUAAAACUGCAUCGUUUUUUCUCUCCGCCACCAGCACCGUCACAACAAUCAUUACCGUCACGGCUGUUUACCAUCAUCGUCAUCAAUACCACCACCCGAGCGUAGCACAGGAACGGCCAAAGGCACGAAGGAAGUGGCGAGGACGAAGAGAGUUAUAGGAUAUCCGUCGUGUCCUGUGGAUCAUUGGUGACGUCGAGAGCCGCAAGGAUAUGGACAAAAUUAAUAACAAGAAGAACGUGUCUAUCUUCAGGUUGGGAUAGCUCUUUCCCCUUCUCGAGGGAAAGAUGCUAGAGAAGGGCUGCAGGAUACGAUCGUCACGCACUCUGCCAUUGGGAUUGACCUGCUUCGGAGGAGACAGCGAACCAGUAGCGACGCUAACGGCAGUGAUGGGAACAAUGGGAAUCAAAGGAGCCAACCUCGUGAACAGGGUCUUCGGGGAUCUUUGAGAGGAGGAACCUUCGCGUCGGCCGUCGUCGGAGACGGGAGAGCUUGUACUCGUUGGCCUGGCCGGCUGAUCAGGACAGCGCGAAGGAGGAGGACAACCUCGGUGGGCGAGACAAGGACGGACGAUUUAGAUCCGAGCAGAGGGUGAUGUCUCGAAAGAAGGAAAUUCCGUGCGCAGGUGGGAAUCACGUUCGCGUAACUAGUCGGACGAGCUUCGAUAUCCCAAUAGCCGUCACAAAGGCGUGACUGAUCCGGGAGCAAGCUCAGGGCGCUUCCUUCUUGCGGGGAGUCAUCGAGUCUACUGCAGGAGGUAACGGAUCAAUUGGUAGGGAGCAGAGGGAUUUCUUUAGUGACGUCAUCAACUGGGGAACCAAUAGCGGCGAACCGUGUCUCCUGGUGUCUCAGCUUCGUGCACUGCACCAUCGUCGGGGAAGGUCGAAGGUCUUCGGGAGGAAGAAUCAGGUAGAGGUCGCUGGAAGGAGGAGGCUCGACUCUUAGCGGACGCGUCUGUGGAGGAUCGGCUUGGGGGGAGCGGAGGUCGGGGAGGAGUCGCGUCGUGCGUACGAGAGGAGCUUGAGGAAAUCGGUGGUGCGCUGACGCACGUGUCCACGUGAACUAUGUUACCGUGGCAGCAGCGGCUACGGGAACGGCAACGGCAAUGGUAACGGUAACAGGAACGGUCCCCUCGGCUCGACCCAGCACGCACCGCGAGCAUCGGCAGGAGAGUGAAGUGAGGAAUUUAAAAGUGAAACUGUAACGAUCCUCCGUUAAUACGAUGCGUCGUCGCGUGACGUAAUACGCCGAGGAUCGGACGCGUAGUGGCCUCUCUAUGUCCUUAUCAUCGUCCUUUCUCUUUCACGUAUCCUUUGACCGGUUAUACCCCGAUCGGCCGUUGCCGGUAUCGCCCGGCGGUAAAUAUCAACUUCUAUUGUAACGUGUGGUUCGAGCAGUGAGGUACACUGAGCUGUGAUUUGUGAUAUUGCGAUCCUGCAGUCCCUCUCGUUGGUGUCGUGUCGUGUCGUGGUGUCGACGAAGAAGAGCCUGGAAUUCGCUGGAGUUUACAUUGAUGGCAGUUCAUCGACGAACCAAAAAUGAAUUAUGACCCUUACGAGCAGCCCGUGUGAGCUAGACAAGAUGAGCUUGUUCCAAGACCUCAAGUUGAAAAGGAGAAAGGUCGACUCCCGAUGUAGUAGCGACGGGGAAAGCGUGGCUGAUACCUCGACUUCAUCGCCGGACAACAUGCCAGGCUCGCCGGGCUGCCCUGUGGUCAAAGUGAAGACGGAAUUUCUGCGGAGUAGUCCGAGUCCAGGGACGCCGCGGGAUCUUCGCGGACAGGAGAUCAGGGAAAGUGUUUGCGACCGAGCCUCCCCGGACUCGGUCUUCCCGGAGGCGGUGACGCCGCGGACUGCCGAGGAACGUCUCUCCACCCCAGCGUCCCGGGCGUCGCCCAUGUCGCCAAUGCAAACGCACAUCACUGCGGUCUCGACGACGCCGAUGCCCCAGGAGGUCUCGAGAGGCGAGAGUCCAGACCGUACCAACCUUUCGUCAGCCCAGCCCAAGGAAGAAUCCGACAACUCCGUGUUCGACGGCGGCGGGGGUCGCCAGGAGCUGAGUAACCCCCCUAGUCACCGGAGCAGUCCUUCGUCCUUUCAUCCUAGCCAGAAUCCCAGUCCGAGUCCCAGUUCUAAUACCUCCCAUGGAAAUCAAGCGCCACCGGCGUCGACGCAGACGUCGAGGCCAAGACCGCCGUCGGUCCCACCGCACCUCCUGGCCCAUCAUCAGUUCUGGUCGCAGAAUCCUGGCGUUCAAGGCUUCGCCACACAAAGACUGUUAAACGGCGUUAUCAGCAGCGCCGUCAAUUAUGGACAGAACCUCAGUGGCUCCACGACAGGAGCAUCGACGGGAGGAGGAACUAAUACGGGGACUACGACUUCUGCUGGUUCUACCAAUACGGGGACCAGUGGUGGAACGCUUGGUGGCGGCGGGAACGGGGGUGGUACCGGAGGCGGAAACACGGGAGCCUGCGAAGGAAUGAAACCACCGGCCCAGAGGCCGGCACCAGCGCCACCUAGACCUCCUCCGACAGUGAUAAUGGGUGAGGUCGGAGGAGUCAGGACGAUGAUAUGGUCCACUCCUCCUCUGGACCCAGUACCACCACCCGUUGCCUCCUGGACAGCCACCGCAGCGGCAGCGUCCUGCUCCUCUACCGAGGAAUCCGCUGCUCAGCUGUUACUCAAUCUCGGACAGGAGUCCCGAGGUAAACCACCAGGAGCCUCCUAUUCUUCCGGUCCUCCACUCAACAUGGAAAGGUUAUGGGCCGGGGACUUGACCCAGCUACCAGCCGCCCAGCAAAUGCAGGCUCUGAACUUGACUGCGAGUUCGAGUCAGCCCUGGGUCCGAAAUGGAGGAGUGGUCAAAUCCGAAGCUGCCUCGCAGUCGAUGUCCGUCGCUCCUCCAGCACCGCCGUUACCUCCUCAGGAACACGAGGAGGACGAGCAGCCGAUGAUUUGCAUGAUUUGCGAGGAUAAGGCUACGGGACUUCACUAUGGCAUUAUCACCUGCGAAGGAUGCAAGGGCUUCUUCAAGAGGACAGUACAAAACAGACGGGUCUAUACCUGCGUGGCGGAAGGUGGCUGCGAGAUAACGAAGACUCAGAGGAAUAGGUGUCAGUACUGUCGUUUUAAGAAGUGCAUCGAGCAGGGUAUGGUACUUCAGGCGGUGCGGGAAGAUAGGAUGCCAGGAGGUAGAAAUUCUGGGGCCGUUUACAACCUCUACAAGGUGAAGUACAAGAAACACAAGAAGACGAACAAGGGUGGUAACGUAGCUGGCGGCAUGGGUGGAUUGGGUAGCGGGGGUAACGUUGGAGGUGUGAACGGGUCGGGGUCAUUGGGGGGCGUCAAAGGGACGAUGGCGUCGAAUAUGCUGGACAAACACAUGGCGGCUGCAGCUGCCGCUCACCACAGCCAACAACAACAUGCCCAGCUGGCAGGGAGCUUCCUUCACCAUCAUAAGAUCUCGUCCGGCGACCCGCUCAACUCUCAACCUACUCCCAGCCACCCGAGUCACCCGAGUCAUCCAAGUCAUCCGAGUCACCCGAGUCACCCCGCGCACUCGGGUCACCUGGUGAACGGCACGAUACUCAAGACAGCCCUUACCAACCCCUCCGAAGUGGUGCAUUUACGACAGAGGCUAGACAACGCGGUGAGCAGCUCGAGGGAUCGCGCAUUUCCUCUGGACGCUACGCUCGCUAUGAUUCAAACCCUUAUAGACUGUGACGAGUUCCAAGAUAUCGCAACGUUGAGGAACUUGGACGAGCUGCUGGACCAUAAAUCAGACUUAAGUGAGAAGCUGUGUCAGAUAGGAGACAGCAUAGUAUACAAGUUGGUGCAGUGGACCAAAAGGUUACCGUUUUACCUUGAGCUGCCAGUGGAAGUUCACACGAGGCUACUCACGCACAAGUGGCACGAGCUACUUGUGCUGACCACCUCAGCUUACCAGGCGAUGCACGGCCAGCACAAGUUCACCAACGUCGCUAGCGACGGCACUGGUGCAGACUUUAUGCAAGAAGUUUCAAACAACAUGUGCACCCUCCAAACCUGCCUCACGAGUAUGAUGGGCCGACCAAUAACAAUGGACCAAUUGCGGCAGGACGUGGGCCUUAUGGUCGAGAAGAUCACAUACGUCACGCUCAUGUUCCGUAGGGUGAAGUUACGCAUGGAGGAAUACGUCUGUCUUAAAGUUAUCACCAUGCUUUCCCAAGCACGUGGAGGUACACUGGAAUUAGAACAGAUCCAGGAGCGGUAUAUGAGCUGUCUACGAAGUUUCGUCGAGCACAGUGCACCUCAGCAGCCAGGUCGCUUUCAUGACCUUCUCCUGAGAUUGCCUGAAGUCCAAUCGGCGGCAGCUCUGCUACUCGAGAGUAAAAUGUUCUACGUUCCUUUCCUAUUGAACUCAGCAAUUCAAAGAUAGUAAUUAAAUAAAGGAGAGACGAAUGAAGGGAUGAAAGAAACAAAUUAAACGAAUGUGAGAUAAAAGGUUAAUUACAAAUAUAACAAACAAGAGGAAGAGACACAGGACAAUGAUAAAAAAAAUGAAUUAAACGGAGUUGACAACAA